Molecule: messenger RNA, 1809 nt
Organism: Nerophis ophidion (straightnose pipefish)
Lineage: Eukaryota; Metazoa; Chordata; Actinopteri; Syngnathiformes; Syngnathidae
Product: maternal B9.15 protein
Exons: 5
Coding region: 189-980 (263 amino acids)
Biological process (GO): negative regulation of mitotic cell cycle; negative regulation of cell population proliferation
Cellular component (GO): nucleus; cytoplasm
Source: RefSeq, a predicted model, not a curated record
UCGUGGGCGGAAGUGAGUCACAUUGACGGUAAUGUUGCAUUUGCUUGCACACAAGGCGAGAAGAAGGAAGCAAUAUGUGCAGAGCACAAUAACUCCAACUCACUUCCACUCAUCAGCGCAGAGAGGCAACACACAGCCACGACAUCACACCACCGUGACCGCUUAAAACUAUUCUACUCAACGGCACCAUGAAGAGAGAGGUGAAGGCCGGAGUCAACUUCUUCAAACGUCUGGCUGUCGCAAGUGGCAAGCUUGAUGACGCAAAAGCGCAGUUGUUUGCGGAGAAGCUCCAGAAACUAUUAUUGGACAAGUUUGAGGACCACUGGUACCCAGACAGCCCAAACAAAGGACAGGCGUUCAGAUGUAUCCGGAUAAAUAAAUGGAUGCCCCAUGAUGAGGCGCUCCUUAAGGCGUGUGAGGAGUGUGAGCUCACAACCAGUGAUCUAAGUCUUCCUCCGCAGGUCACUGUGUGGAUCGACCCACUCAAGGUGUGCGCGAGAUCUGGAGAAAAUAGCCAUCCGUUCACAGUAGCCUGUUUCAGUGAUAAAGAAGAAGGCACAAAGGAAGAAAAGGCCGUGUUGAACCUAGACACUUCAGAUUAUCACUCUGCUACGUCAUCUGACUGCGGCUCUGCAGCAUCCAGCGACACAGAGGAGGAGACAAAGAGUAAGGAGAAGCAAGAAGAGCCAGAAAAAGAAAAGAUUGUCAAGAAGGCGUGGGCUAUGGGCGAAGUUAUACCACCUCUGGCCAGGACUUGGAAAGGCCGCAAAGACGCAGCAAAUAAAUUCCGAUACAGCAAAAACAUGGUUCCAGCAAACCCUCGGUAUUUCUUCCAUCCGGCACCAAUGUGGCCCCACCAGUACCAGUACCUGCCCCCAGUUUGCACACACAGAGCUCCGCCACAGCCUCAAGUCUUUGGUUUCUACGUCUUACCACAACCUCCUCCUCAUUUCAUCCUUCCUCUGGCCGCUCUUCAUUAAUGGGGUGUCGGUAAAGGGUCAAACGGCCUAACCCCACCCCCUGGUGUAGCUAACUCUGUCCAGGAGAAAAACUUUCAUUUAUUUAUCCCUUGCACAUUCUAGAUUUCCAUUUUGCAUUUUUUUUUUUUCUAAUGAAAUGUUCUCAUUACAGUUCCUGCUGAAAUUGCCAAAUCUGCACUUCUAAUGAUCACACAUUAAGAGGCUUGAAAUACCGGGUGCUUGUUCAAGCUCAGGAAAUGUCUGCAAUAUAUUUGAUGCCAAAAUAUUUUUUUCCCCCACAAAUGCUGCAGAGUAGUGGUCCACUGUGCACACAUUUCAUCAAAAUGUGAUUCAGGGUUUUAAUCUCUUGUAGUUACACUAUCUGUAUAGUAGAAUGCAUUUUAUACCUAUGAACUGUAAAUAACCAAACUGCACAACAGACUGAUCUUAAUGGUUUAUUUUUGCUGUUUUCUUGUUAAAUUGUAUUUGGCCACAUGUGAACUGUGAUAGAACACAUUACAGACUGUAUAGUUUUUCAUUGACCAAAGCUGCUUUAUACUGUAUUGCUAAUUUAACUCGGAUAAUAUGCAGGUUUUAUUAUUCUGCCAGCGUAAUGUGUAUCACUAUUGUUAUUUUUACUGUAAAUUAUUACCCUAGCAAUUUAAUUAUUCCUGCCCUUUAGUCUUGAUAUAAAAAGGCACUACUGAAUUUCAUGUACUGUUAUUUAAUUUUUUGUAUAUAUUGUAUUUACUGUCUAUACAGUAAAGUAUUUGCUUUGUUUCAGAUGAAUCUGUUAUUGUUCUAUAUGGCAGUUUCCAUCUUCAAAUAUUAAAUCAAUUCUGAAAAAGUU